AGGAAAAGGAAAUAAGCUUCGGAGUUCGGAGCUUGCAGGCUUGCAGCAAUUUCAUUUACAAAAAACUCUCUCGAAUCUGCCUCCCUCCAUCUCUCAUCGCUGCGCUAAACUCAUUCCUAGGUAGUCGUUAGAUUUGUAGAAUACCAAUGUUUUUGACGAGGGUGUUUGGGAGGGCACUCUUUGGUGCUGCAGCCCAAUCCGAGGCCACAGUUUCUGCGGCUGCGGCUUAUUCUACUGGUGCACGUAACCCGCUUGAGGAAUUCUUUGAGGCCGAUAGAAAGCCAGAUGAUGAGAAGCCUGUUGUCUAUGGUCGGAGUUGGAAGGCUUCUGAACUUCGUCUCAAGUCUUGGGAUGACCUGAAUAAGCUCUGGUAUGUUCUCCUGAAAGAAAAGAACAUGUUAAUGACUCAGCGACAAAUGCUGAAUGCUCAGAACUUGAACUUUCCUAGUCCCGAGCGUAUAUCAAAGGUACGCAAGUCAAUGUGCCGAAUCAAACAUGUCCUAACUGAAAGAGCCAUUGAAGAGCCGGAUCCUAGGAGGUCUGCUGAGAUGAAGAGGAUGAUCAAUGCCUUAUAACUUCCAAUUUCGUGUUCGGUGUUUAGCUGAAUUCGAGCUUCUGUCCUUGAUUAUUUGAUAGGUCCUUUGUAUGAGUGCAAGUAAGUAAUCUCUCAAACAUUAUGGAUUAUUUUGCUGCAGCAUAUCAGUCAUGUUUCGCCUUUGGAGGCGUUUAUAAAUGGAGAAAUUAAGCCCUUUUGAAUUUUGACAGGCAUAUUAUUAUCUGAUAUGAAUUCUGUUACAUGGCCAA
Salvia hispanica is the source of this 804-nucleotide messenger RNA. RefSeq lists its product as uncharacterized. NCBI's taxonomy places the organism in Eukaryota, Viridiplantae, Streptophyta, Magnoliopsida, Lamiales, Lamiaceae. Gene Ontology annotation, molecular function: structural constituent of ribosome. Gene Ontology annotation, cellular component: mitochondrial large ribosomal subunit; mitochondrial ribosome. The record is from RefSeq and is a predicted model, not a curated record. Gene Ontology annotation, biological process: mitochondrial translation.